This is a messenger RNA of Asterias rubens (European starfish), 429 nucleotides long. RefSeq names its product DPH3 homolog. Bases 86 to 331 code for a protein of 81 amino acids. The record is from RefSeq and is a predicted model, not a curated record. NCBI's taxonomy places the organism in Eukaryota, Metazoa, Echinodermata, Asteroidea, Forcipulatida, Asteriidae. The transcript is spliced from 3 exons. Gene Ontology annotation, molecular function: metal ion binding. Gene Ontology annotation, biological process: protein histidyl modification to diphthamide.
AACACGGCCUGUUUACUGUUGGGAAAAAAGACACGUGUGUUAUGAAUGCGGAACUCUCUAAAAACGAGUUCGUUGCUAUACAAACAUGACAGUGUAUCACGAUGAAAUCGAAAUUGAAGAUUUCGAGUAUGACGAAGAAACGGAAACGUAUCAUUAUCCGUGCCCAUGCGGGGAUAGAUUCGAGAUCACGAAGGAAGAGCUAAGUCAAGGUGAAGAAGAUGCAACCUGUCCGAGCUGUUCUCUCAUCCUCAAAGUUAUUUAUGACCCGGAAGAUUUCAUGAUCGGAGAGGAAGUAGCUGCACCAAGUCAAAAAGGAUUAGAAGUAGCAUGAUGAUGGAAGCCCCUUUACCCCCCCCCCCCUCUCCACCAACUUACUGUAGUCAAUGAGGAGAGUAAACCUUCUAAACAGAAACCAAGGAUGAUGGUUCU